This is a messenger RNA of Serpula lacrymans var. lacrymans S7.9, 768 nucleotides long. RefSeq lists its product as uncharacterized. Lineage: Eukaryota; Fungi; Basidiomycota; Agaricomycetes; Boletales; Serpulaceae. Gene Ontology annotation, cellular component: ribosome; cytosolic large ribosomal subunit. Bases 120 to 533 code for a protein of 137 amino acids. Gene Ontology annotation, molecular function: RNA binding; structural constituent of ribosome. The record is from RefSeq and is a predicted model, not a curated record. Gene Ontology annotation, biological process: ribosomal large subunit biogenesis; translation. The transcript is spliced from 4 exons.
GGGGUCACAUGGAGCCACGUGCUGCGACAAGCCCGCGUCAAACUCCGACGAAACUCACUUUCGCCUAAGGUAUCGACCGACAUAGAAGACGACGUCCGGCACCCCUCAAGAAAAUCCUAAUGAGUCAAUCAAAUUUCAAGCGUUUCGUUGAGGUUGGACGAGUUGUCCUCCUUAAAAGUGGACCUUACGCCGGCAAGGUUGCUGUUAUUGCUGAAAUCAUCGACCACAACCGAGCAAUCAUCGAUGGUCCCACCACUGGCGUGCCCCGUCAGGCCUUCCCUUACCGCCACCUUACCCUCACCCCUCUCGCCUUGAAGGGACUGCCUCGUGGAGCUGGUUCAGGUGUUGUGAAGAAGCAGUUGGAGAAGGAAGCCACUAUUACCAAAUGGGAAAACUCAUCAUGGGCGAAGAAGAGGGCUGCUAUGGAGACGAGACGGUCGCUCAACGACUUCCAGCGGUUUACGGUCAUGUUGUUGAAGAAGCAGCGUAGGGACGUUGUGAGGAAGGCUUUGGCCAAGGCUACCAAGGCAUGAGUUUAGGUGCGGAGGAACAAAAUCUGAGGGGGUAUCCGGCGCUUGGAUGUCGUGUCGCUGCAUGUUUUCCCUAUCUUUUCCCUUUGCAUUUUUUAUGCCUACAACAUGAACAUACCAUGCGUCAUGCCUUCCGUUAUGGAACUACCAUCCAAACACCCCUGACUGCAGAACAUUCUGCAGAAUCUAUUGCAAAGCAUUAAGUUGUCCCCGUACGGUAUGUUUAGCACUAGUAUUU